UGUUAGUUCGAAGGCGUGCUUGGAACCUUAGGCUUUCCCCAAAAGCGCAUAUGGUUGCAUGGUUUAGCCAGUAGAGAGCUCGGACAGAAGUUCAACAUCUUUUAUUGGAAAAAAACAUAUCAUCUGGUUCAGAUUCUGUUGUAUUUACGCGAAACUUGAAAUCAGAGUUGGGUUUUUCUAAUGGGACCCGUCAAGGAAAUCAAGAAGAGGAAGAAGAAGAAGGUUAACCCAAACGGGUUCUUCUUUUCAGCGCCGUCUUUGUCGCAGCAGCCGUUGGAUUGGUGGAAUGAAUUCUCCAAGAGGCUUACUGGCACUUUAUCAUCAGAAUCGAAGGAGCCGUGUAAUUUUGAAUCUCUUUUCAAGAUGUCAAGGAAGACAUUCAACUACAUUUGUUCACUAGUGAAACACGAUUUGAUGGCAAAAUCCACCUACUUUGUGGAUAUUCACGGGAAGCCUUUAUCGCUGAAUGAUUGUGUAGCUGUUGCUCUUAGAAGGCUGAGCUCUGGAGAUUCACUGUCAAUAAUUGGUGAAUCACUCAGCAUUAACCAAUCAACUGUUGCCCAAAUAACAUGGCGGUUUGUGGAGGCCAUAGAGGAAAGAGGCCUCCACCACCUCCAUUGGCCAGAAACAGAAUCAUCAGAAGCAGAAGACAUAAAGUCCAAGUUUGAUAAACUAGGACUCCCAAACUGCUGUGGGGUCGUCGACACCACCCGAAUUGUGAUGAGCUUCUCACUCGACGAGUCAAACAACAUUUGGCGCGAUCGUGAUAACAAACAUAGUAUGAUCCUGCAAGCGAUCGUGGGGCCUGAUAUGAGAUUCCUUGAUGUAGUUUCCGGUUGGCCAGGCAGCUUGAGUGAAUCUGUCGCUCUAAAGAACUCCAGUUUCUUUACGCUCGCCGAAGAAUCGAAACGUCUGAAUGGAAAACGAAUUAAGCUAUCAGAUGACCAGGAAGGGAAAGAGCUGCAGGAAUACAUUGUAGGCCAUGCAGGAUUUCCUCUUUUGGCAUGGCUUCUUACUCCUUAUAAUGGAAAUACAAAGCUUUCUGAUUCACAAAGGGGGCUCAACAAACAAAUUUUCGCAGCUCAAGGUAUAGCGAAAACAGCGUUGUUUCGGUUGAAGGAGACGUGGAAAAUUAUCGGAGGAAUGAUGUGGAGGCCUGAUAAGAACCGUUUGCCUAGGAUCAUACUCGUGUGUUGUAUUCUGCAUAACAUACUUAUUGAUUUGGAGGAUGAGGUUCAAAUGAAGAAUCCUGUGGCUUAUAAUUACCAUAAAUCGUCAUGCAAAUCGCGAGUUUACAAAGAAGGGUCGAAGUCAGCCUCUGGUCUUCGAGAGAUGGUGUGCCUCCAAUUAUCAAGGAAGAAACCCGAUCCAUUUGUCGACUAAUCUUGGUCUAUUUGUGUUGAAGCAAAUGGGUAUUUUUGUUUUGGUCAAGUAAUUCAUUCUAUAUGGUGUUGAAUUGUGUAACACUCAUUUUAUUGGGGUAUUCUUUUGUUACAUUUCCUUACUUUGACCUUAUUUUUAAAUUUGAAUCAAGUAGAUGUCUUAAUUUAUAGAUUUUUA
This is a messenger RNA of Impatiens glandulifera, 1560 nucleotides long. RefSeq names its product protein ALP1-like. The record is from RefSeq and is a predicted model, not a curated record. Bases 181 to 1383 code for a protein of 400 amino acids. The transcript has 3 exons. Lineage: Eukaryota; Viridiplantae; Streptophyta; Magnoliopsida; Ericales; Balsaminaceae.